Molecule: messenger RNA, 505 nt
Organism: Sapajus apella (tufted capuchin)
Lineage: Eukaryota; Metazoa; Chordata; Mammalia; Primates; Cebidae
Product: azurocidin-like
Exons: 3
Biological process (GO): proteolysis
Molecular function (GO): serine-type endopeptidase activity
Source: RefSeq, a predicted model, not a curated record
CCGCCAAGGCCCGUGUAUAAGGGCGGCUGCCAACUUAGCCACAGAGCUUCCCCGCCAUGACCCCGCUGACCGUCCUGGUCCCGCUCGCUGCCCUGCUGGUGUCCUCGAGGGCCGGUUCCAGCCCCCUCGCAGACAUUGUGGGAGGCCGGAAGGCGAGGCCCCGCCAGUUCCCGUUCCUGGCCUCCAUUCAGAAUGAGGGGAGGCACUUCUGCGGGGGUGCCCUGGUCCAUCCCCGCUUUGUGAUGACUGCAGCCAGCUGCUUCCGAAGCCAGAACCCUGGGGUUGGCACCGUGGUGCUGGGCGCCUAUGACCUGAGGCGGCGGGAGAGGACGUCCCGGCAGACCUUCUCCAUCAGCAGCAUCAGCGAGAACGGCUAUGACCCCCAGCAGAACCUGAAUGACCUGCUGCUGCUGCAGGUGAGAGGAAUGGGCAGGUGCAGGGUUCACACCUGUGCUCCCAGCACCUCGGGAGGCCGACACCAGCCUGGGAGACACGUCCAAACACU